AUGGUCCUUACUCUAACUGAUGCUGUGCCUAAAAAGCGCGGGCCUAAGACAGAUGUCUUGGAAGCCCUCCUGAAAAGAGUAGAUGGACUUGAGGCAAAGUUAAGAGAAAAGGGCGAGGACGAUGUGUCGCUUGCGACCUCAAACCUGCCAGGAGUUGGUGACGCGGAAACAUCAGAAUCUGGUUCUCAAACUACCGAGACUGGAAAAGCGGUUGCGAAACGUGCCGCAAUCGAUCCGCGCACCUCUCCUGUUAACAGGAACUCGCUCUCUCCGGUAUCUCGGGAUCCAUCACCCCCUCCCUCCCAGACCGAGGGUCUCCUCGACACUUAUUUCGCAAGAUUCCAUGGCAAGCCGUAUUACAUCGUCGAUGAAUCAUCAGUUCGACAGAGACAUCAACUAAACCAACUUCCGAGAUUCUUGUCUUUUGCUAUUUCAGCAGUGGCGGCGAGACAUACUGCCGACGCCAGUGGAUAUCAAGCAGCUGCCAAUCUUAGUGAAGACCUCGCAGCGCGGGCUAGACGGGAGAUUAAUACCGACGAACCGUCGAUAGAUGGCUUACAAGCACUUUUGUUGUUGGUCAGUGCCUUCACAGCAACAGGCAAAGGCAAAAAGGCGUACAUGCUCAUGACGACUGCCAUCGGCAUGGCAAUGGCACUCGAAAUACACAAGGAGACCGAUGCUCAAGCACGCAUGACCCCAAUCGAACGAGAAAUGAGACGUCGACUGUUUUGGACUUGCUACCUACUUGACCGAUUCCAAGCGACUGGUUCCAAGCGACCAAGCCUGAUCAGCGACAACACCAUCCUGCUUCGCCUUCCAUCCUGGUCCCCUAACUCGGUCUCCCUCCCGGUGGAAGGAGAGUUCUUUCAAACUGGAUCGAAUCUGCAGUAUUUUCAGGGCAGCGAGAAGAAGCCUCAAGGAAGCAUGGGCAUGCUCAUUGAUAUCACGCGAGUCCUAGGAAACACGAAUCGAUACUUGGCUGCAGGUGGUGUCAAGGCGGACUCCCACUUCCCAUGGCACACGCUUUCCACCAUAUCUAAAAUUCGUCAAGAUCUUGAUGUUUGGGCUUCUGGAACCCAAGACAUAUUCUCAAACCUCGGCACGCUGUUCAGACAAGCCGACUCGACCAUUCUGCUGCUCAGCAAGCUCGUCUACCAUCUCAUUCACUGCUUGCUCUACAGGCCGUUUCUGCCCAUUGACCUAGCAGAGCUGGCUGAAACAGGACAGCACCAGUCGUGGCAGAUUGAAGCCACCAAUAUGUGUUUUCUUCAUGCCAAUGCAAUUAUAGAGUUGGUUCAACUUGGAAAACAGUCUGGCAUCGUUGACUGGCCUUCAUUCGUGGGAUACUGUAUUUGCACAGCAGGCACAGUUCACGUUCAUGGCGCCCACUACAGCCAGCAGGGAAGUCAAGGCGAAGUCAAUGUCUUCGGCUCCGCAGCAGAGUUCCUCUCCAGUGAGAUGCAGUUCCUUAACGAGCUUCGAUAUGCCUGGGCCACAGUACAGCAUCAACGCGAAACUCUGCAGGACAUCAGCCAUGCUCAUAGUGAAUUGGUGAAGGCGCUAACGCGCAGCUCAAUGCGCUACACACCCGGGUUCCACAGCGAAGACUUCUUUGAUCGUUACUCAAACAUAGGUGGGCCUGGUGGCCCAUCAUUCAGCUUCGACGCUGCCAAUCUCCGUCUCUCAGACGUUGGAAUCGAUAUUGGUGUUGGGCCUGCUGCCGAGGUAACAGUACGAAGUGUCGAUGGACCCCAGCGCCCUAACCUCAAACGAAAGAACACAGCACCACCAGGACCUAUCAACCGCAGACGCCCUGAUGUGAAGGUAAUCUCAGGCCUUGCACUAUCUGCCACGGGCCUCCCCACGCCAGGUACCGCCCGUCGAUCGUUUUCCUACACAUCUGGAGGAAUGCCUCAUUCAUCACCUGGUCUCCUCGCGACGCCCACAUCACUACCGGGUCACCAUGAGCACCACGAUAUAUACACUAUGCAUGAGCACAUGAGUGAUGCAUCCUCAAACAACGCCGCAGUUGCCGCUGCCGCUGCAGCAGGAUUCACCAUGUCGCCUACGUCUCAUGCCGUUUCAUCUCACAACAUGCACCCGAUGGGUGGUUCACCGUUUAGCCCCCCAUACAGCUAUGGCUCUGGAUCGAGUAUAACUAACUCGGGCCCGGGCAUGAUCAACGAAGCCAAUGGGGGUUACGAUGCAAUGUUUGGAACAGUGCCAACAAAUGCGUUUGGUAGUCCCGCUGCUUGGCAAACCGACGAUGGUCACAACAAGAUGCAUCUCACUCAAACCAGACCCGCAGCAGGAAGCCCUGGGGCUCGAAGCAACAACGGCAGCACUGGAACGGGCCAAGGGGAGGAAAAGGAUCCAUUCCUGGCUCUUCUAGAGCAACUGGCCGAGAACGAGAACCGUGCCCAAAACGGCAAUGCGGGUGAUAUCGAUUUCUUUCUUGGCAAUUCUGGCUCGAAUGCCUGA
Fusarium coffeatum is the source of this 2481-nucleotide messenger RNA. RefSeq lists its product as uncharacterized. The transcript is spliced from 5 exons. Bases 1 to 2481 code for a protein of 826 amino acids. Lineage: Eukaryota; Fungi; Ascomycota; Sordariomycetes; Hypocreales; Nectriaceae. Gene Ontology annotation, molecular function: zinc ion binding; DNA binding. Gene Ontology annotation, cellular component: nucleus. The record is from RefSeq and is a predicted model, not a curated record. Gene Ontology annotation, biological process: DNA-templated transcription.